This is a messenger RNA of Hyposmocoma kahamanoa, 2768 nucleotides long. RefSeq names its product 1-phosphatidylinositol 4,5-bisphosphate phosphodiesterase classes I and II-like. The record is from RefSeq and is a predicted model, not a curated record. Lineage: Eukaryota; Metazoa; Arthropoda; Insecta; Lepidoptera; Cosmopterigidae. Gene Ontology annotation, molecular function: phosphatidylinositol-4,5-bisphosphate phospholipase C activity; calcium ion binding. The coding region runs from base 1 to 2181 and encodes 726 amino acids. Gene Ontology annotation, biological process: phosphatidylinositol-mediated signaling; lipid catabolic process. The transcript is spliced from 14 exons.
AUGGAAACAAAUAUGAAAAAGCUUGCGGAACUUCCGCAAUUGCGGAAGCAGAAGCUGAGGUCUGUUGCAUCACUAAACCCGUCACGCGUCCUAGAGACACACAGCGUCCUUACCGAUUAUGGAGGGGAGCUCCCGCCGCCUUCGUCCCUAUGGCACAAGAUAAUUAUAAAGAACAAGAAGAAACACCAUCACCACCAUAAGAAGGAAGACUCGGUGACUUCUGAAGAGACAGAGCAGCCUGAACAGCAGGCACAGGGCAAUGGCGAUAUUUCGCAUGGAUCUCUAGUUCGCCAAGGUUCCAAAGAAUCAACCGAGUCAUCAGACUCCGAGAGCUCGUCAGGCGAGGAAGAAGCCGUAGCGGAAACGGGGUCGGGGGAAGAAAAACGCGAAACUCAUGCUGGUGCUGAAAUAUCUGCGCUCGUCAACUACGUGCAGCCCGUGCACUUUAGCUCGUUCGAAAAUGCAGAAAAGAAGAACCGUUUCUACGAGAUGUCAUCUUUCGAUGAGAAGCAAGCAACUACUUUAUUAAAAGAACGCCCGAUCGAAUUCGUCAACUACAACAAGCACCAACUGUCUCGCGUCUAUCCUGCCGGCACUAGAUUUGAUUCGUCCAAUUUCAUGCCGCAAGUGUUCUGGAACGCAGGGUGCCAAUUAGUGGCCUUGAACUACCAGACGUUGGAUCUGGCGAUGCAGCUUAAUCUUGGCACCUUCGAGUACAACCGCCGUUGUGGAUAUCUGCUCAAGCCUGAAUUCAUGAGGAGAAAGGAUCGUCGCUUAGACCCGUUCGCAGAAAGUACAGUCGACGGCAUAAUUGCCGGGUCUCUAUCCGUCACCGUUCUCUCCGGACAACUACUAACAGACAAGCGCUGCGGCACGUACGUCGAGGUGGAUAUGUUUGGAUUGCCUGCCGAUACCGUGCGGAAGAAGUUCCGUACUAGAGUGGUGCCUAAUAAUGGGAUCAACCCUGUUUAUGGAGAAGAGCCUUUCAAUUUCAAAAAGGUUGUGCUGCCAGAGCUAGCAAUGAUCCGUAUAGCUGCGCACGAAGAAAGCGGCAGACUAAUCGGACAUAGAGUCCUGCCCGUGGUGGGGCUGUGCCCCGGGUACCGACACGUCAACCUUCGUACUGAACUCGGCUUGCCUCUACCCGCUAGUUUGUUGCUGCUCGUUGUUGUUAAGGAUUAUGUACCAGACCGACUCUCUGAACUAGCAGAGGCCUUAGCGAACCCAAUCAAGUACCAAAGUGAAUUAGAUAAGCGCGAACACCAACUAGCUGUACUGACGGAAGACAUGGACGUUAAGCCUGAAGAGGAGCAGCUGCAACCACGCCGACCGAGUUCCCAGCCACAGCCUGCCCAGUCAUUUACUAAACAGGAGAGCGCGGCAGACGGCAGUCCGAGCAAGACCAAUGUAGCUAUAACGGCGACCAAGAAGCUGAUAGAACAAGAAUCGCUCAGUGCAUCUGCGCCACCCGUCAUUGAAGAGAAGGAUAGUAACAAGGAGACUCAAGAACAAAGAGAUCAGAACAAAUCAAACGGCAGCUCAGAUGAGCAUCUAGCGGAAACAAUAGAAACCCUCCUUAGUUCGAAAGUGGUUCGCGAGAAGCGACAGGAGCUCGCGCGAAAGCUCGAUGCACUCAGGAGGAAGUACGAUAAGGACAAGCGGCCGGUUUCCGCGAAGUUCUUUGUCAAGCGGCUGUCUUCUAAGAACAUAAAUCCAUUGAGCGAGGCGAGCACGAGCGGCGGCGAAGAGACGGGCCCUUCGAACGAACUCGCCGCGGCAGAGCGCGAGCUGCGCCUGCGUUACCACCACGCCAUCUACGGCGCGCUCGACAAGCAAGUUCGAAAUGAUCAGCAACACCAGAUGAAAGCACUUACCGAUUUGUUAGAAGUUGAAAAGAAGGAGAUAUUGACUAGACUGGCAAACUCGCGGAAGGAAGACGUGAAGGCGUUAGCGAAGAAAACCAACAGGGACAAAGAUGAGAUACUUAGGAUAAAAAGAGAAAUUCACUCACAGUCUGUGGAGCGCGGCGUGGCGGAGUGUUCGCGGCUGGAGCAGGCGUACGCGCGGCGCCGCGAGCAGCUGGCGCGCACGCACGAGCGCCUGCGCGCGCUGCUGCAGAAGCACCGCGACCAGGAACUACUGGAGCUGGAACGGCUGUGUGGCGGCGCUCCCGAAGGUUAAACUGAGCUGUGGCUGCCUCUCCUCCCGGUGCUAGUAAGCCAGCCGCCCUUCGCCGCCGUGUGACGCGGCGCGGCGUUGGAGCGUGAAUUCUGCCGCCACCUACCGAGUCACCGUUCGACUAUAGUCUCGGUAGGUGAGUCUCUCUAAUUGAGCGUUAAUUUUUUUUAGGAAUCUGUGAUAUUAUCGCCUAAGGAGCAAUGUAGGAGCGAGCGGACGAACGACGCGAGUCGUCUGCGGAUCAGAAGCAACUGAGUCUCGGCAGUAUUUUUCAUUUUGUCUCGUAGCUUUUAAUUGACUUUCCGGGAGAUGUUCGUUUUGGAAUGAGGCUCGUAGUCCGUUUCUCCGAGUGCAUUGUGUGCGAAUGUUUUUGGCAAAUCUCAUUGGGAUUAUGACGGACGUUCGGUCGAUAGUUUUUACCGAGUUCUGAACAUGUCGUUUAUGGCUGAUAGAUUGCACUGUUUUCACUCCGUUUGUGCUAAACGUGUGAAUAUUUCGUGAUAUACAUUAAGAUUGUCUUCGUAUCGUAUACUGUAAUAUAAGGCGUGUGUUUCGGGACUAAAACUCGUUAUAUAUUGCAUUUAUAUAUA